Closterium sp. Yama58-4 is the source of this 1824-nucleotide messenger RNA. Lineage: Eukaryota; Viridiplantae; Streptophyta; Zygnematophyceae; Desmidiales; Closteriaceae. The record is from the annotation of a GenBank genome assembly.
AUGUCACCAACAUCUCACCAACAUCUCACCAACAUCUCUUUCGAUCUCCCUCCUCCUCUCACCCUGCUCUCCCGCCCUCGUCUCGUCCCCCAUUCCUUCCCCACUGCAGCAUCGCGCGUCUUCAGUCGUGCCCGCUGUCCACAGCUCCCCAUGGCCCUCGUGGCACAGGCGACGGGUGGGUGGAGCGACGGUAGCAGGGUGGAGACUAGCAGCAGCAGCGGUGGAGGGCAGAGGUACAAGGCAGUGAGUCCUGUGGAUGCGCGACAGGUGUGGUUCGUGGUGAGGCGCAGCAACGACGAGCUUUCCACAGACUUCCAGAAAGAGGUGGCGACGCUGUGGGCCAUGCGCCACACCAACCUGCAGCGACUGCUGGGGUACUGCUGGGAGAACCGUGCCACUUCCUUUCACCCUCCCUCGCCUGCUGCUGCUGCUCUUAGUGCUGCUGCUGCUGCCGGUGCUGAUACUGCAAAGAGUGCGAGUGCUGAUAAUGCCAAGAGUGCACGUGCUGAUGCUACUGCUGCUGCCAGUGAUGCAGAGGAGCAAGCAGAGGAGCAAGCAGAGGAGCAAGCAGAGGAGCAAGCAGAGGAGCGAGCAGAGGAGCGAGCAGAGGAGCAAGCAGAGGAGCAAGCAGAGGAGCGAGCAGAGGAGCAGGUGCUGGUGUUUGAGUGGGUGCCAGGAGGCAAUCUGCACACCCGCCUCCUUGCAGGUACACCCACACCUGUCCCCCUGCCCCACCACCCUACUCCCUCCAUGCUUACCCCCCCCCUCCAUGCCUCUGCAUCUUUGCUUGCUUGUUCCCCUGUCUAUUCUCUGGAUGUGACAGGCGGUGUGCUGCGCGGGCUGAAGCACAUCCAGAGUUAUGGGGUCGUGCAUGGCUGCAUACACCCUCGCAACAUCCUGCUUGACACUGCGCUGCAGCCUGUCUUGGCUGGCUGCAUGGCCGUGAAAAUGGGCGACCCCCUCCCAUCCAUCCCCACAGCACCACCACCACCAGCACCAGCAGCACCGCCACUACCAGCAGCAGCACCAGAAGCGGCAGCACCAGAAGCAGCAGCACCAGAAGCAGCAGAAUCAUCGCCAGUGCCAGCAGCAUCAGCAAGGGCAUCGGUGGCAUCACCAGAGAGUGGCACGGGGCGACCUGCCAACCAUGCAUACAUGGACCCAAUCCUGCAUGCCUCUUCUCGCACCACGCCCUCCACGGACGUUUUCAGCAUUGGAGUGGUAAUGCUGCAGCUCAUCACGGGUCGCCCCGCCUUCAUCCCUGCACCUGCACGCACCGACCACCAGCAAGGCACCAGCUCUGGCAGCGGGGAUGGCGGCAGUAGCAGCAACAGCAGCAAGAGCAUCAGCACAAACAGCUACAACAGUAGCAUGAGCACAGGAAGCGGCAACUCUAGUGGCAGUGGCUCAGUGCACAUCCGCGACUGGGCACAGCGCCUAGUGUCACGCAACACAACAGCCCAGCUGCGCGCUGCCCACCUGCCCCAAGCACCCGACGCCAUCGUGCUGCCCAUGGUGCGCCUCGCCCUCUCCUGCACCGCCUCCGACCCCCUCGCCCGGCCCACUGUGACCGACCUGCUGCGCUCCAUCAAGGCUCUCAAGCGCUCCCUCUCCGCCCUCCCACGUCCACCUCCGCCCGGCAACGCAGGGGCGAGCAGGGAUGGUGACACCCCUGGCGCUGCCGCCAGUGGAAGGGAUGAAGAGCACCAGGGUGGGGAGGGUGGGGAUGGGCUUUCUGGGGGUUUUAGUCAGAAUGCGCUGGAUGCAAAGUUAGAAUGGCUUAUGGAGGAAGAGGAUAGUGGUAGGCUUGUGACAGAUGUAUAG